AUGGAAGCCAUCCGCCUCCACCCCGCUCCACCCACCAGCCCCAACCCCUACUCCCCCACCAACCCAGCCCCCGCAACCGCCCUCCACCUAGACGCCCAAAUCCCCAUCCCCAAACCCUCUCGCCCCGGCGAGCUCCUCAUCCGCGUCCACGCCACCACCAUAGUCCGGGACAUGCUCGCCUGGCCCGAGACCUACCACCACGACUACGCCAUCCCCGGCAACGACCUCGCCGGCACCGUCAUAGAAGUCUUCGACAACGACAGUAGCAGCAGCAGCCGCGCAUUCCACCCCGGCGACGAAGUCCUAGGCAUGACGCAUGCCGACCGCGCCGCCACCUGGGCGGAAUACACCGUCGCGACAGCCGAAGAAGUGACCGGCAAGCCCGCCGCGCUGAGCUGGGCGGCCGCGGCGGGGUUGCCGCUGAGCGCGCUGACGGCGUACGAGGCGCUGUUCGUGCAUGCCGGGGUUGUUGCGCGGCCGUCCAUCGAGGAUGCCGUCAGAAAUGCCACACGCAAGAAGCUGAGAUUCUCAUCCCAUCCCCGAUCUGCCUCAUGUGGUGGUGAGCUGGAUGCUCCGCAUGCGCCGCAAGCUCCGCAGGCUCCGCAAGUCAGGAUCCUAGUAACAGGCGCCGCCGGCGCCGUGGGGAUUCAUCUGGUGCAGCUUGCGUCCGCUGUGGCGGGGGCGCACGUCGUCGCUGCGACGAGCUCGGACGCCCGGAAUAGGGAGUUCCUGCGUGGGCUGGGGGCGGAUGAGACGGUUGAGUAUGCAGAUCUAGAAGCAAUGACACAGCAGCGGCAGGCGGGGUUUGAUGUCGUGGUUGAUGCGGUGGGCGGGGAGGUGUUGGCGCGGUGCUGGGGGUAUGUGAAGGCGGGUGGGGCGCUGAUUUCGGUGGAUUCGAGCAGCUUUGACUUUGUGGAACGGCAUAGGGAGCGUGGGAUUGGGAGAGAGGAUGUUCGCGCGCUGUUCUUUGUUGUCCAAGGGGGUGGGGAGGAGUUGCGCUGGUUGGCGGGGUUGGCGGGCGCCGGGGCGUUGGUGUCGUUGGUGAAUCGGACGUUUCCGUUUGAGAGGGUGAGGGAGGCUUAUGAGUUUGCUAAUGGAAGGUAUGAGGGGAGAGGGAAGGUGGUUCUUGUUCGGUAGGAUGGUGGUUAGCCUAUGGAGGGUUUCUUUGCUGGAUGGCGGGCGUGGGUGAGGGCUGGAGAUGAUGGUCAGUCUGGCUUGGAGCUUAUGGGUGUAUCUCUAGGAGGCUAUCAUAACCUCUAAUGGAGUGUAGC
Messenger RNA from Aspergillus japonicus CBS 114.51, 1271 nucleotides. RefSeq names its product NADP-dependent oxidoreductase. The record is from RefSeq and is a predicted model, not a curated record. Gene Ontology annotation, molecular function: oxidoreductase activity. The transcript has a single exon. NCBI's taxonomy places the organism in Eukaryota, Fungi, Ascomycota, Eurotiomycetes, Eurotiales, Aspergillaceae. The coding region runs from base 1 to 1137 and encodes 378 amino acids.